Melitaea cinxia (Glanville fritillary) is the source of this 11101-nucleotide messenger RNA. Its product is annotated as vacuolar protein sorting-associated protein 13A-like. NCBI's taxonomy places the organism in Eukaryota, Metazoa, Arthropoda, Insecta, Lepidoptera, Nymphalidae. Gene Ontology annotation, cellular component: extrinsic component of membrane. Gene Ontology annotation, biological process: protein targeting to vacuole; protein retention in Golgi apparatus. The coding region runs from base 1 to 10905 and encodes 3634 amino acids. The record is from RefSeq and is a predicted model, not a curated record. The transcript has 53 exons.
AUGUUCGAAGGCGCAGUGGCUGGUAUCCUCAACCGGCUGCUGGGCAAGUACGUGCAGGAUCUUGACACGGAGAACUUGAAUGUUGGCAUCUUCUCAGGAAAUGUCAAUCUCACUGAUCUGAAACUCAAGCCUGAGGCUCUAUAUGAAUUAGACCUUCCAAUCGAUGUAAAAAUCGGAACGAUAGGAAAAAUCAACUUACAAAUACCUUGGUCGGGACUGUACACCCAACCCGUGGUUGUUCACAUAGAAGAUGUACUGAUUCUGGUUGGACCGGCCAUCUCAAAUAGCUACUUCGACCCUGACAGAGAGAAGCGUCUUACGAGAGCCGCAAAAACGAAAAUUCUACAAGAUUUAGAAGCAGAAAGCGAGAUAUUGAAAGGACCGCAGAAUUUCUUCGAGAACCUUUUCACGGCCAUCGUGAAUAAUUUGCAGAUUUAUGUACGAAAUGUCCACGUCAGGUAUGAGGAUUCCAUCAGCUCAAAAGACGGGCCGCUGGCGUGUGGGCUGUGCCUCCAGAGCCUGUCUAUUGAAACUACAAACAGCAAAUGGAAACCUUCAGUGACACCAGCCAACGCCUCAACAGUAUAUCAGAUGAUGCGUGUUGAGUCACUUUCUCUGUACUGGAAUCCGACUGCAACAGCUCUUGACGAUGUGGAGAUAGCUCACAUAACUCCCAUGCAGUAUUACAACUGGAAGCACUACAUGCUUACUGGAUUGGACAAGUUUUCAAUGCAUCAUGAGGACUUUGAAUUUCUACUAAGGCCAGUAACAUGUAAGGUGAAGGUUAUCAUUAACCGAUCUGGCGAGGCGAGGGUGCCGCGUUUACUCCUGGACGCAGUGAUACAAGACAGCGCUUUUCAGCUGUCUAGGCGGCAGUAUCUGUCCAUAGAUAACUUGCUUACUUCCUUUCAGAGGAUUACGCUUAACAGAAAGUACAGACAUCUGCAUCCUGGCGUUCCUCCUUUAAAAAACGUCAAGAAGUGGUGGCUCUAUGCUUACAACGUGGUCGUCGAACAACGCGUUCGUCCCUACACUUGGGCGGCAAUCAAGAAACACAGAGAGAAUUAUAACAUUUACAAGAAGACCUACAAAAGUACCUUGAGGAGUCCAAACGAUAUUGAACUAAAAUUAGAUUUGCAGAAGUGUGAGGACAAUCUUCCGAUUAUAUCUGUGGUGAUAGCGAGGGAGCAAGCCAAAUUUGAAUUAUUAAACCAAGAACCCGACAGGAUAGAAGUCGUAGAAACAGAAUUUGACUGGUGGAGGCCAACUUCAGAUUACGACAGUGACUCAGAAACUGAAGCUAAGUCACGAGUAGAACUGUGUGUGAAGACAGAGAGGUGUAAGAGUCUGUGGAGCCACUUGUCUAGUCCUGAGAAAAAGAAGGUCUGUGAACUUAUCGGAUACGCCGAGGGAGCACCGAGACAGGAUAAAUCCAAACAGUAUAUUGAGCAUAAAAUCAAUUUGACAUUGGCACAUUGUACGCUGACUUUGAUGAAUAGGAGCAAAGAAGUGUUAGUCGUUAAUCUAACGCAAUUCCUCACGUCUUUGGAGACGAGACCUUCAGCUAAAGCCUUUAAGGUAUCUGCAAGAACGGAGAGUGUAAUCAUAGAGGGUAUGGCUUCUGAUGGAGAACUGGUGCCAUUACUAUUAGCUGCCCCGGGUACCUUUGUGGGCAGCAACACAGCUCUCGCCUUGGACGUGGAGAAAAAUCCCACAAACAGCAACGCGGACCUUGGCGUUAUGUGUCACGUGGAACCCGUGGAAAUGAUCUAUGUCGAGCGCACGUUUACAGAGCUGAUAAAUUUCUUCCAAACUCAUUCAAUGACACCUGAUGCAUUGGCUGAAGAAGUAUCUUUAGCAGUGGAACAAGUUGGAGCGGUGAGCAAGUCGGUGCUCGCCCACGCGAUAAGUCGCAGGAAGGUGUUCCAUCUCAAUGUCGACUUAAAGGGACCUACAAUUAUCCUUCCUGAGCACGGCUGUGUGCACAAACCUGGUCGUGUCAUGGUGCUGGAUAUAAACAGGAUUGUAAUAAAAUCUGAUCUGCAACCUUCUAAUCUAACGCUAGAAGAUGCAACUUGCAUGGAGUUAGAGGAACGUCUCUAUGAUCGUUUCCAUGCAGAAUGUUCUGUUCAGGUAUUGUUCUGCGAAUGGAACGAGUCAUGGCGUGAGGCUCGUAAGCAAGGGGACUCCGAACUCCACUUGAUUCCGCGGCUCCGCACACAGUUGGUCUUCUCAACAAGCAUCAAGAAAGACUACAAACUUUUACCCAGAUACAAGCUGAACAUCUCGCUGUCAAGCCUCAAAUUGAAUUUGUCUGAUCGAGUCAUCGGAUAUCUUUUGGAUUUCGUCGACAAUUUGCCGGUCCCAGUGCCCAACACAGUUCCUGUCUCCUUCAUGGACUCUGGGGAUUAUGUCGAGGAGUUAGAGGAUCCAGUGCUGAUGGAAGCUUUGGAACUAGAUAGAGUAACCGCGGAUCCUGGGUAUAAAGAGUUGGUCAGACUGAGGCAGAAAAUUGUGGCUACGUACUUUAGUAGGAAUAGGGCAGCUGAAACGAAGGCAGAUGGUGACAGCGCCAGGUCACCAGCUGAAGAAUCAUUACCAACGGCUGAUUUUAGUGACGAAGACGUAGAGGAAUACGCACGCUCUGUUGAUCUGCCGGGCUUCGACGACAAUGUGUCGCCUAGUAACACUAUCGGGACCUUGAUGAGGUUUAUUGCUGGUGAAAUUGUGAUAAACUUAAACCGGUCGAGCGAGCUGAUAGACAAGCCAUAUGUGAUGCUAAGCGUCAGCAAGGUGUGCCUGGAUGUAGCUCUGAUGCAGUUCGGGCCCGCCAUACAACUGUCCGUGGGGGAGGCCUUACUAACUGACAAACAGAACCACAGCAGCACGGGACAGUAUCUGGAGUUGUUAACCAGCUCUGGAGAGUUAUUCAACUUAUUGUAUAGAAAGGUUCGCGCCAAUUGUCCGGAGUUCCGGUCACAUUUCCACAACGUGGAGCAAGCUCUGGUGGCCGAUGUGGGGCCGCUCACCAUCCUGGCGCAUGCCGCGGCACUCGCUUCGCUGCGGAACUACCUGCACUAUAUACAGCACAAAAUACAAAAACGUCACACAUUGAACUUGAAAACUCUAAUUUUGCCAAAGACGAGAACUUUGUGGGAUUAUUUAAUGAAGCCAGAAGCAGAUCCACCGGUUCCGCCGGGAGCGACGAAGUUCAGUUAUUCGGUCCGGUUGUCUUCUGUAACGGCGAGAUUGGUCCAGGCGGACAGUCCGCUAGUAGAAGUUCGCAUAACGGCUCUCGAAAGUGACUGUGUGUUCCGAGCUAACGAUAGGCUUAUAUUCAAACUCUUCCUGGGUUCGCUGCACGUUGAUGAUCUUGCGGAGGCUACUCUUUACCCCAAGUUGGUAUGGCCCGAUGAGGACAAGGUGGUGGAAGUGAAAUACGUCCGGUCUGCAACGGGAAGUAGUUCCCGAGGGCGGGCGGACGCGGAGCUUCGCGUGCAGGUCGGACGGCUACACGUUGUGCUCUUCUGCUCACUGCUCUAUCAGCUGCAGCAAUUCGCGGAGGCGCUGGUCCCGAGCUCCGCGGCGACGGAGGCGGCGGCGGCGGCCGAGCGCGCGGCGCAGCGCCGGGCCGCCGCGCUACGGGCCGCGCCGCUCCGGGUCAACCUGGCCAUCGAGAUUCACGGUCCUGUAUUACUAUUACCACAAAAACCAUCAUCGCCGAAUUUACUAGUUCUCAAUACGGGUGAUCUGCUGAUAGAGAACUUCUUCAAAACAGUUAACGCUAGCAUUGAGUCAACCACCCCGGUGUACAGUCCCGUAAUUGAUAAUGUUCUUAUCAAACUCGUCAACAUCACCCUGUCGAGAGCGGUGAUGACCCUCGCUGGUACUUUGGAAGUUCAGGAACCAAUUUUAGAGCCAAUCUCUGUACGUUGCGAUUUAAAACGCGCAGUUGGCUACACACAAGUGGCUAGUUCCACUGUAUACAGGGAUUUGCUAUUAUGCGAAGCAGAUGUGGUCAUGGACGUGGUGACAAUCAAUCUUGGUCAAAAGGACUUGGCUACAGUACUGGCGGUGUGGAGUGAUAACCUCAGUGAAGGGCAUUAUAUUGGUACCAUAGUUCCAACAUCUCCAGUAGAAAUAGCAUCAUCCGAAGUGACAGUUAAGAAACUGCAAGCGUUCUUCGCUCAAGGCGAUCCUGUGAGGAAGGAAUCUAUGUUUAGGUACACUCUGGAAGGCGUAGAACUAAAACUCUUCUCAGAUAUGGAUGAAGUCCUCAGUUCACCAGUACGGGACUUGAACCACGGUCUAGCGAAGAUCACAGCUGGAGAAGCGAACGUGCACUUCGAUUAUUACUCAGACAGUAGCAUCGAGGUCAAAGCCAGCCUGCAAAGUCUACUGAUUGAGGAUAUACGACCUGAUUCCACGGUUGUUAUAAGAAGGAUAUUCGAGUCCCAGGGCGGCGGGCGGCGCGCCGGCGGCGGCAUCUCGGUGGCGCGGCCGGCGCUGCUGGAGGCGGCGCUGCGGCGCUCGGCGCGCGCCGCCACGCUGGACGUGCGCCUGGAGCGCACGCGCCUCAACCUGGCGCUGCCCUUCCUGUUGCGGCUGGCGCGCAGCGUGCUGGGCGCCUUGCCGGGAGAUAAAACAAUGGAAGGCGGAGUAAUUAAUCAUGGAUACGUGGGCGAUGCACCGACGCGAGGUAACAACAACAGACCGGUGCGGUUACCGAGUUCUAAUGACUCUACCAGCGGCUAUUAUUCUGCAGCCACAUCUUUAUCAGAAGAUAUGCCAAGUCUAUCAAUAUCAGUUCAGUGUCGUCAGCCAGAAGUGAUGUUCUUCACAGACCUCAUGAAAACUGAGGGUCAUGCUUUACUUCUGAGGACUGAACUUCUCAUCGACUACUCCUGUCACUCAAACACCGAAACUUUGGUCGUAUCAUUGGCUGGACUCCAAGUUAUGUCCAAACUACAAUCCAAGCUAAAGAACCUGCCGCCCCAGUUGGUGAUAAAGCCAUGUGAUUUGGAAUUUUCUAAAAGUUUCAAAAAUAUAGAGGAAGGCGUGAUUGUUCGCUUGUCUGUGUCUGAAAUCGAUCUUCACAUAGCUGCGACAACUGUGCAUACUGUUAUGGAUAUUGUCGAAGAAAUAACAGCCGAACUGACGAUACCUGAUGAAAAAGAUACUUUCAACUUUGCCACGUAUAAUCCUAAAGCGGAGAAAGCUGACGAAGAUCUCUGGUCUCCAAAGAAAAUAACACCGUAUGUUGGAUUCCUUUCUGAAGACAGUUACAUCCAGCCGAAGUACCCGAGCGUGAAACCGACGGAGACGUUCCAAGUUAACGUGCCAGUAGUUCGUGUGACGUUCGAGAUUGAACACACUGUCAGAGUACCAGUUUUAUUGGUGGAGUUAUCAAGCGAGCUGAAGCUACACGACUGGUCACGACAGCUUCACGGCAGUGGCUGGCUGUCGGCGCAGGCGCACUGCUACAACGAGCGGCUGGGUGUGUGGGAGCCCACGCUGGAACCCCUGCUGCAGGACAACGUACAGCGCUCCUGGGAGAUUUGUGCCACGUUGUUCCAGGCAAAAUCCUUCCCGAUGUCUUCUCAACUAUCCACUAAAAAUCAAGAAGAAACCACGUCUGAUAACGUACCAGCAGAACCUCCUAGGAAAUCAAAGAAGAAAAACGAAUUUGAAUCUGAGACAUCUGCAGAUGAGGCAGAUACGGAUAACGAAAUGGUUUUCAUAAGGAAUCCUAAUGGGAAACGGAAUAGGAGCUAUAAUGUCGAUAUAAACACUUGCAAUAUGUCUUUCUUGAAAGCUCUGGACCUCGAGGAGUCUGAUUCAGAUAAUGAAAAUGGAAUGAAUGAUAAAUUGUCCAACGCUAUUGGACAUUUGUUCACAGACAGUGACUCGAGCAUAGAUGAACUGAGCAAUGACGAAGACUCAUCAGCUCCAGAGCAGAGUGAGGUUGAACUGAGUGACAGAGAAAUCGAAGAGGACGACAAACCUGAGACGUAUACUGAUGGUGAUGAGAAGAAAAAAGUGGAACCUAAGAGUGUCACUGUUCAGGAACCUGAACGUGAAGAUAGUGUCGAGUCAUCAAUAGAAGAAUUGCGUCUUUGUACCUACAUAGCGCUUGAAGCGAAAUCGCCAUUAAACUUCACUGUAACUCCAGCAGCAGUGCGAGCACUGCAAGCGCUGUCCAACGCUAUCACAGACCGCACGGCAGCGGUGUCAGCUAUAGUAGUCGCUGACAGCAGCUUACAACUGAUAAAUGACAUUGGUCCGGGCUCAACGGUGGUAUUACGCACGAGCGCCGAAACCGACCUGGCGGGUAACGAUCGCGUGCUAGCCGUCGCUGACUACGACCACUCUAGCAGAGCUAGCACACCUGGUUGCGACGUAUCUGGCGCUGAUUUACUGGACGAUGUGGAAAAGGAGACCAAACAAGAGAUGACCGACAUAAGUGACGAGUGGGACUGCUUCGAGGGCGGGUUCCCGGCCACGUGCGCUCUGGGCGCGCCGCCCCCCGCCGCCCCGCCCGCCGCCCCGCCCGGCCCUCGCCGCGCCGACCUGACGCUGUCCAUCCGCUUGCACGACUUCGAUCCGCUCAAUAUCGUAUGUCCUCAAAGAUCAGUAUCGAAGCUUCACGUUUUACACCCGAGCAAGAACGGAACCCGUUACUACAUCGUAGUAGAGAGGACGUCCAAAUACAACAAAAAGAAGAUAGUCGUACGAUCACCGCUGCAGGUCCGCAACGAGACGUCGUACGCGCUGGAGCUGCUGUACCGGCGCGCCGAGCUGGAGGCGGCGGGCGGGCCCGCGCUGGGCGCGCUGCGGAACCCCUUCGCGGGCCUCGCGCGCCUGGCCGUGCUAGCGCCGCACGACACGCACACCGUGCCGCUGCUCGUCGCGCACCACUGCAAACUCUUCCUCGCGCCCGCCAACUUCGAGAGUUACCAAGCUCCGGCGCAAGGUAUAUGGUGGAUGGAGCUGAUCAACGACCUGGGAACAUCUCGGGACGUCGUGUGUCCCGCUGUUGAUGACUCCGAUCCGAGUGUUUUCGCUAUGAAGGUCGUAGCAGUGGAAGGGCCGGGCGGGCGGGCGGCGCGCGCGCGCUCGGCGCCCAGCCUGCUGCUGCGCGUGCUGGCGCCGCUGCGCGUGCACAACCGCCUGCCGCACGCGCUGCAGCUGGCGCGCGGCACGCUGCGCGUGCGCGCCGAGGCGGGCGAGCGCGCGCACGUGCACGCGCUGGCGCCGCGCGCCGCGCACCGCCUCGCGCUGCACCUGCACUGCCACGGCCUGCCCUGGUCGGGCAGCUUCACUCUGUCCCCUGAUAUGGCAGAGAAAACGAUUAACAUGACGACAGACUGCGAAACAGAAGGAGGCAACAAAAGGCUCAUAGUGAAAGCCAGGUUACAGCAAGGACCUAAUCUGAGACUACUUCUGUACGCCCCCUGCUGGCUCAUUAAUAAGACCGGGUUACCGUUACAGAUUAAGGGCCGCUCGGAGGCGUGCUACGAGGUGGGCGAGGAGCCGCUGCUGUGGGGCGAGCGCGAGCGCGUGCGCGUGCGCGUGCACCAAUCGGGCUGGUCGCGCGCCGCCGGCCUGCGCGCGCACGCGCCCGGCCUGCUCGUGUGCGCGCACCCCGAGCGCCGCCUGCACUACCGCGUGCUGCUGCACGUGACGCUCUCGGAGCUGUGUCCACAGCUGACGAAGAUCGUGACCUUCCUUCCUUACUUCCUCGUCUACAACGACACGAAACGUCACCUGCGCUUCAUGGAGGAGAAUGAAGCCGCUGACCUGUGGAUGGACCUCGCGCCGCAGCAGUGCACGCCUUUCUGGCCACAGACCGACUCCAUGGCUAUGCACUGCAAGUUCCGGGACUCCGCUGUCGUAUCGCAGCACUUUCCCAUCACGAUUAAUCACUUUACAGUGCUUCGCAUGGACAAGGGGUCAGCGAUCUGUGUGGAUGUCACGGGAGGUACAGACCGGCCCUUCACGAUCACUUUCAAGCCCUAUUCGCCCGGAGACGCGCCGGUGCGCAUCGACAACCUCUGCGAUGAUCUGUUCCUGAAAUUACAUCAGGUGGAUUCUGGUCAAGUGGCACUCCUGAGUCCCUUCCAAUCCAUGUUGCACACCUGGGACGACCCUUUGAAAGAAAGAAAACUUAUAUGGAACAUCUACAAUAAUAAGGGCAAGGGAUUCCUUGCUGACUUCUCUCAAGAUGGGUUUGGCGAAGAAAAAGUCAGUUUUCACUCUCUGAAACAUUCAACACUCGUUGCUACGAACAGCGUUACUUCUAAAUUGUCAUCAACUCUCAAACGACUGACUCCUAAAUCACCUGAACCCUGCACAUCUAGCAGCGAUGAUUCCGAUAGCGCUGAAGUUCCAGAAAUACACACAAAAACUAAAAAGAUGAGAAAAGAUAAGGUUAUUGUAUAUUGGAUAUCUUUUAUGGACGGAUAUCAGAGGGUGUUCGCUUUAGCUCAAGAUGAGAGAAUUGCUUAUCAAUAUAAAAUGAGAAUUAAUUCUGAGCGAGCCAAUUACGAAGUGUACUUAUCCUUAGCAAGCGUUAGUCUAUCUGUAUGUGUACAAACUGAUAACGGCGUCAAGGAACUCUCGUAUAUAAGUAUCACAGACUCCCUUCCAAGAUGGGAGGUGAACGUCGGUAAUAAAUGGAAACAAUUAGCGACAGAUGUGACAGCGUGGAUUGAGGAGAAAUAUCAGACGGAGCAAAAGAAGUGCCAGCUGAAGGAGUAUUUGCAUAUAGACUUAGAAAAAAUGCAGAUGACGAAACCGUUCUUCUCGGAACUUAGAAGAUCAUACAGUCCAGGCGUUUGGCUACAGUUCAGAAAAUCUGAUACGAACACAUACUGCCAUUUAAAAUUAACAAGACUGCAAGUUGACAACCAGCUACACGAAGCAGUGUUUCCUAGUGUGUUGUACCCAGCUCCCCUGCCUCCACAUUUAAGGUCGAGAGACAUCAAACCCUGUAUAGAAAUUGUCACGCUCAAGCAGUUCAGACCAAACAUUAACCAAGAUGUUUAUAAAUAUUUCAAAGUUUUGAUUCAAGAAUUUUGCGUCAAUUUAGACAGAGGUUUUGUCAAUCAUGUCUUUGAUAUUUUAAAUCAUUGGAAGAUGGAGGAGAAGCCAGCUGUUCGGUUGAGAGCCGAUCUAGCUUUGGUCCACAUGCCACUGCCAGUGAUUGCAAUGAGGAGUCAAACUUCAGCACAAAAGGAUGUCGUGUUCGAAUUUGUUCAUUUAUCACCUAUCAAAUUGGUCUUGAAUUUGUCAUCUCGAGGAUAUUCGAAUGAAAAUGUGGACAGUCCGACAAGGUCGAGGUACGGAAGCCAGAAGGAAAAUCGACCGAAACUAUUCAAUAGUGACUUGUUGGAAUAUCUGUUCAAUUCGUGGGGUUCUUCGCUGUGUGACAUGAAAGAUGUUGUUAUCAGGAUGAGUUAUUUAGAGCUCCGCAACGCCCCUAUCACCAUAUCAUCAUUACUGGACACAGCGUGUCGACACUAUCGACUACAACUAGUACAGCAGUUCUACGUGCUGGUGCUAGGACUCAACAUCCUGGGUAACCCGUACAGUUAUAUCGGCGACUUCUCCAAGGAGUUGAGGAAUUUCUAUGAGCCAUGUAUGGGUUCAGCAAUAUCCCGUCGAGUGUCCGAUGCGGCGCUAACACUGAUGAACGGAGCGGCGCGACUGUUAGGGUGUGCGAGUGACGCCAGUGCGCCCAAUGUGUUUGAAGAUGCUCCCAAAAUUCGUUCACCUAAGAGAAUUACUGGUGAUGUAGGCGUAGUCGUAAACGAUCUACCAGAAGCAGUCAUAGAAGGGAACAAGAACAACCCUGCAAGCGUCGCCCUUGCGGUCACAGGUCUCAUAGCCAGGCCUACUUUUGACGUGUGUCGGGAGGGAGCGCGCGCGGCGCUGUGGAGGCGGGCGGGCGCGGACGGGGCGGAGGCGGCGCUGCGGGCCUGCGAGCGGCGCGCCGCCGGCCGGCUGGUCGCCAGGCGCAGGCUGCCUCGCCACUGCUCUGAACUCGAGGGCGUCCGCACGUACAGUGCCUGGGAGGCGCGCGGCGCCGCGCUGCUGAGCGCGCUGGCGCGGGGACACUACGCCGACACGGACGAGCACGUCGCGCACGCGCACCUCGCGCCCGCCUCGCCCGCCACGCUGCUCGUCACCACCCAGUACGACACACUACACCACGUCGCGCACGCGCACCUCGCGCCCGCCUCGCCCGCCACGCUGCUCGUCACCACCCAGUACGACACACUACACGCGCCGCAAUAUACACGACACUCCUCUAUACCUACGCCGACACGGACGAGCACGUCGCGCACGCGCACCUCGCGCCCGCCUCGCCCGCCACGCUGCUCGUCACCACCCAGUACGACACACUACACGCGCCGCAAUAUACACGACACUCCUCUAUACCUACGCCGACACGGACGAGCACGUCGCGCACGCGCACCUCGCGCCCGCCUCGCCCGCCACGCUGCUCGUCACCACCCAGUACGACACACUACACGCGCCGCAAUAUACACGACACUCCUCUAUACCUACGCCGACACGGACGAGCACGUCGCGCACGCGCACCUCGCGCCCGCCUCGCCCGCCACGCUGCUCGUCACCACCCAACAUAUCUUCGUGGUCCGCGCGGGGGCCCGAGGCUGGCGAGUGGAGUGGGCGGUGCGCCUCGAUCAGUUACUGGGAGCCCCGCGCGUGAGGGAUGGCGCCCUCGUGCUUAGCAUUAAGCAGGACGAGAUGGUGGAUUACUACUCGACAGAUGAGAAGGUAGUAGAGAUUCCAGACCCUCAGGUACUGAGCUGGCUUCAAUCCAAGAUCGAAUGCGCACUCAUACACGCACUGGAAGACAAGAGAUGCCCCGAACAGUAAAUAUGCGAGGUGUUUGGUGGAAGAAAUUAAAAAAAGAAUACUAGUUAAUUGUGUCAUAACUUCCAAUGGUUUUUUAAUUAUUAUUUUUUUCAUUAAUAUGUUUUAUAUGUAAACAAGCAAGAAACAAUUUAACAGUGUCGUAACUCUUGACUGUUCUUUUACGUGCUUUGAUAUACUCGUAUUUAUUUAGUUGUGC